Molecule: messenger RNA, 321 nt
Organism: Trichosporon asahii var. asahii CBS 2479
Lineage: Eukaryota; Fungi; Basidiomycota; Tremellomycetes; Trichosporonales; Trichosporonaceae
Exons: 1
Coding region: 1-321 (106 amino acids)
Source: RefSeq, a predicted model, not a curated record
AUGCCGGCGAAAGUCAGCCUGAUCCUGACCUAUCACGGCCUGAUGCCCGAGACCGUCGCGGAGGGCUAUUGCGGCCAAUGCGCCGAAAAGGUCCUCGAGCUGACCGACUACAAGCCGCAGCUCUCUUGGAACGUGACGGAGCGGGACUACAUCGAGUUCACGAUAUUCCUGAACGAGGUUUCGGUCCGCUACGCCGAUUGGCUCGCCAACAUGCUCAUGGACUGGCACCGCGAUGCUCAUCCGCAGGCGUUGUGGGGACAGUGGAGCUGGACUACCGACCCACCAGAGGACCAAGACUGGUACGGCAACGACACGGCUUAG